Molecule: messenger RNA, 1493 nt
Organism: Glossina fuscipes
Lineage: Eukaryota; Metazoa; Arthropoda; Insecta; Diptera; Glossinidae
Product: bestrophin-2-like
Exons: 4
Coding region: 249-1412 (387 amino acids)
Molecular function (GO): chloride channel activity
Source: RefSeq, a predicted model, not a curated record
AACACAUAGUUUGUCAUUAAUUUGACUAUCCACAUAUCUUGUGAAUGCCUUCAAACUCAAUCGGCUUCACUUUACUACUAUCUAAAACUUUCGCUUACAAACACUCAUUUUUUUCUGUUGUAAAAAUAAAAAGCGUGUCGCAGCAAUCUCUGCUAAGAACUGUCGCAAUAUUCGAUUUCAAUUUCCGGCUUAAAAUAUUUGUUGACUGAUUUGUGUUUUUCGGAACAACAAGGGACUAACGAAGAAUUAUGACCAUCUAUUAUGCCUCCGAAGUAGCUACGUGUAGAGGGUUCGGCUGUUUCCCGAAACUCUUGCUGAGAUGGCGCGCCAGUAUUUAUAAGCUAUUAUGGGUGGAUUUGGUCAUUUAUAUACUUAUUUAUUAUAGUCUGAAUUGCUGUUAUAUGUUCUUAUUUACUGCUGCCCAGAAGAAGGUUUUUGAGGAUUUAGUUUCCUAUUGCUAUCAGAGAGCGAGUUUGAUUCCAGUGAUAUUCGUUUUGGGUUUCUUUGUGUCUCUUGCUGUCCAGCGGUGGUGGGCUCAGUAUAUGACGUUACCAUGGCCUGAUAGUACUGCUGUUUAUGUCAGCGCUCUGGUUACCGGUCAAGAUGAACGAGGCCGUUUAAUGCGGCGAACAAUAAUGCGUUAUGUAUGUUUAUCGCAUACGCUCGUAAUGACUAUGAUAGCGCCGCGUGUCAAACGGCGUUUUCCUAAAUUAGAAUAUAUAAAAGAUGCCGGGCUCUUAACUGAAAACGAAAUGAAAAUAUUCAAAGGAAUGAUUGAGAAAUUUGGUUACCAACAUACCUAUUGGGUUCCGAUAGUGUGGGCAACAAGCAUCGUGACAAGAGCCCGAAAGGAGGGACGUGUACGCGAUGACGCUUCGUUAAGAUCCUUGAUUGAUACUCUUAACGGCUUUCGCGGAAUGCUAAUGGUUUUGCUUUUUUACGACACAAUUAGUAUACCAUUAGUCUAUACUCAGGUAGUAACCAUAGCUGUGUACACUUUCUUUGUGGCUACUGUUUUGGGACGUCAGUGGACGCCAAGAAGUGAUGCCGAUGGCGUUUAUAACUUGGUAGAUCUCUUUUGUCCCAUAAUCAGCUGCUUGGAGUUUUUAUUUUUUAUGGGCUGGCUUAAAGUAGCCGAAUCUUUAAUUUCUCCUUUUGGUGAUGAUGAUGAUGAUUUUGAGUUAAAUUGGUUAAUUGAUCGUAAUAUUCAAGUAUCAUAUUUAAUAGUCGACGAAAUGCAUCACGAUCAUCCUGAGUUGGUCAAAGAUCAAUACUGGGACGAAAUAUUUCCUAUGAAAAUACCUUUAGCACAUGACGUUGAGCAAGGCAAGGUGCAUGUGCGUUUCGAAGAGCCACCUAAACAUUCAACUGCUAAAAUGUAUACUUCCCGUUAUCCUUCAAAUGUUAGUUAACAAAUGUAAAAUGUAUUUAAGAAAAAACAAAAAAUUUCAAACGGCAAACACUUUCUAGGAGUCAUUUUCUACCCUAGGGCG